This is a messenger RNA of Photinus pyralis (common eastern firefly), 4231 nucleotides long. RefSeq lists its product as uncharacterized. The record is from RefSeq and is a predicted model, not a curated record. The transcript has 2 exons. Bases 287 to 3634 code for a protein of 1115 amino acids. Lineage: Eukaryota; Metazoa; Arthropoda; Insecta; Coleoptera; Lampyridae.
UAGGCUUGAAGCUAAUUUAGGGAUACUUAAAUUCUAUUUGGCUCUGUUACACCAUAAAUUACGAAGUGUAUCCAAAAAAGAGGGUUGUGGAAUUAGUGCUUCCGCAACCGAUGGUGCUACUACCUCCCAUUUCCCUAAUCUCGUAUGGCAUCCUCUACAUUCUUCUUUUCAAGGGAGAAUUCUUACUGGAAUUAUUGUCAAUUUAAGAGACAAAGAUCCCUUAAUAUUUUUACAUCGUGCCUAUGAUAUAGUUCUACGAAAAUUGCGCGAGCUAUUGAAGAGCUCAAUGUUAAAAGUUAACGUGAUACUUGCUUGCGAUUUUAUUAAUCCCCAAAACCUUAAUGUUGACUUAAAAACUUUUGCAACUAGAAACUCCGUCAUAGAUAUUGGAACCAAUCUGAGAGAAUGGUACGAGUUUGAGGUGAUUGAUAGAUUGCAAACGAAGCUUGGAUCAUUCGAAGAAUGUGAUUCUGGGUGGGCUUUGAGCCAAAUUCUCUAUUUAAAAGUUAACAUAAAUAAAUAUGUCCCUAUUAGAGUAGGAAAGUUCUCCACUUAUGUCAAAUUACCUCGUUUUCUCGCUCUUAAAAGAGCUAUUAUUAAUGUAAAGAAUAAUGAUCAAUAUUGCUUCUUAUGGUCCGUGGUCUCGGCCUUGUACCCCGCGCUAUCCAAUGCCGACAAAACCUAUAAUUAUCCUCAUUUUGAUGAAGUGCUAAAUCGUAGAUCUAUUCAAUUUCCCAUUAAACUGACCGACAUAAAAAAAUUUGAGCGACUAAAUAACCUCGCAAUUAAUUUAUAUUGUUUGGAUAGGAGGAGCGUACUCCCUUUCAUGUUAAGUACGAACCACGAAAACGCUACCGUGACAAUAAAUUUAUUGGUGUUGUCGUCUGAUUCAACCGUUAAUCGUUCUGCUAAUCGUACAAAUUACCAUUUUGCCUGGAUUAAAAAUUUAUCGCGUUUAUUGUCCUCGCAAUUGUCAAAUCAUUGCCAUUCAAAAUUUUUUUGUAACAUUUGCUUGAACCACUUCUCUUCUAAUAUGCUCUUGGAUAAGCACACCGUUCGUUGUCAUCAGGUAAAUAAAUGUGCAGUGAGAUUGCCUAGUUACGAUGAAAAUUUUUUACAGUUUUCCCACUUUUCUAAUAAGGAAAAGGUGCCGUUUGCUAUUUAUGCUGAUAUUGAAAGCAUUUUGAUGAAAUGUGAUGACCUUUGCAAUGAAAAUAGAAACACUAAACUGUUUCAAAAGCAUAUACCCUUUAGCAUUGCUUUUUAUCUAAAAUGUGCUUAUGAUGACUCCUUAUCUAAAUUUUUAUUGUAUAGAGGCCCGGAUUGUGUAACUUGGUUUAUUAAUCAGCUACGGACCAUUGCGAUUUGGGCUGAUAACAUAUUUAAUAAUCCCCUACCCAUGGAAAAAUUAAGCGCGGCUCAACUCCAAGAUUUCGAGAAUGCCACUCAAUGUCAUAUAUGUGAACAUCCAUUUUUGGAAAAUGAAAUUCGUUGCCGGGAUCAUUGCCAUUUUACUUCAAAAUAUCGCGGUCCAAGCCACCAAAAAUGCAACGUAAACUAUCAAGAUACUCGUGUAAUUCCUGUGGUGUUUCAUAACCUCAGCGGGUACGACGCACAUUUCCUUAUCGGUGAACUAGCGACCUGUAUACCGGGACCCAUUAAACUUUUACCCUUAAAUAAAGAAAAAUACAUUUCUUUUACUAAAUACGUGGAGGGUACACAUGUAAAUUUUCGAUUUAUCGAUUCCUUUAGGUUCAUGAGCAGUAGCAUAGACAAAUUAUCUUCUUACUUAGGAAAUGAUAGGAAAACCAUAACAAGAUCGCAAAGUCGAAACGAAACGGAGUUCAAUUUGCUUACGCGAAAGGGUGUUUUUCCCUACGAAUAUAUUGACUCUUGGAAAAAGUUAGAUGAAACUCAGAUGCCACCACAACAUCGAUUUUUUAGUCUUUUGACCAACAACGGUGUAAGUGAUGAAGAUUAUGGACACGCUUUAAAUGUAUGGAACUCGUUUUCGAUUCAAACCCUUGGCCAAUACUCAGACCUGUAUUUAAAAACGGACGUGCUUCUUUUGGCCGAUAUAUUUGAAAAUUUUCGCUACACUUGCCUACAAACCUACAAACUCGAUCCCCUACAUUACUACACUGCUCCGGGAUUAGCAUUCGAUGCCAUGCUUAAAAUUACAGAGGUUAAAUUGGAACUUCUAACAGACAUCGAUCAGGUUAUGUUCGUUGAGAAGGGUAUUAGAGGAGGCAUCACUCAAUGUUCCACUAGAUACGCGAAGGCCAACAACAAAUAUAUGAAAGACGGCUACCGUCCCGACCUUGAAUCGAUCUAUUUAGUUUAUUUUGACGUCAAUGCUCUUUAUGGGGCUACAAUGUGCGAAUUUUUGCCGUAUGGAGAGUUCUGCUUUUUAGAUCAUUUUGAUACGUUAGAUAUUGUAAACCAUCCUGAUGAUGACGAUAUCGGAUACAUUUUGGAUUGUGAUCUUGAUUAUCCCAGGGAAUUGCACGCCAGUCACUCCGAUCUACCCCUGGCACCCGAACACAUGACCCCCCCUGCUUCUAAAAUAAAAAAAUUAAUGCUUACUUUAUACCCAAAACAAAACUAUGUGUUGCACUAUCGAAAUUUAAAAUUGUAUAUAAAACAUGGAUUGCGACUUGUUAAAAUUAAUCGUGUGUUACGUUUUCGGCAAUCGCCCUGGCUGAAAAAGUAUAUCGACCUUAAUACACAAAUGAGGCAACAAUCUCAAAAUGACUUUGAAAUAAACUUUUAUAAGCAAAUGGUAAAUAACGUGUUUGGGAAAUUGAUGGAAAACGUCAGAAAAUAUAAAGAUGUACAUUUGGUGACGGCAUGGGAAGGCCGUUACGGCGCCCGUGCCUAUAUCUCCAAACCAAAUUUUAACAGUUGUACCCUUUUUGGUGACAACAAGGACAUAGCGAUCAUUGAAAUGAACCGUUUGGAGGUGUUGCUUAAUAAACCCAUUUACGCAGGUUUAGCGGUUUUAGACGUUUCUAAAACUUUCCUUUAUGGCUUUCACUACAAUUUUAUUUUGAAGGAGUUCAAGGAUCGGGCAAAGCUUUUGUACACGGACACAGACAGUUUGAUAUAUUCUUUUUCAGUUCCCGACAUUUAUCAAUCCAUAAAAGACAACUGCGAUAAAUUUGAUACAUCAGCUUAUAGCCCCGAUAACGUUUUCGGCAUUCCACGCCUUAACAAAAAAGUCCCGGGUCUGAUGAAAGACGAGAAUAAUGGUAAGAUAAUGUUGGAGUUUGUAGGGCUACGAGCCAAGAUGUACGCUUACCAUGUAGACGGUAAGGUACUGAAAAAAUCCAAAGGGGCAACAUCCGCCAGUAUUCGGGAGAUAACUUUAGAAGAUUAUAAAAAUUGUCUCUUUAACGACGCGACCGUGAAACGACCUCAGCAUUUAAUAAGAUCGCAAGAACAUUCCGUAUUUACCAUCAAGCAAAACAAAGUGGUACUGAGCCCGCACGACGAUAAACGACUAAUCUGUUUAGACCGUAUCAAUACCCGUCCUUGGGGAUAUCACUACGCCAACGAAUCGGUGUAUAGUCAAGAUGAGCAGCGGACGAUUAGAAAAAGAUGUCUGUCGGGCGUCCCACGCAACAUAUGUUGAACAUUUGAAACGUGUUGUGUUAAACACCACUACUUUCUCUAUCGACAUCUACUUCCUCAUCAAUAAAAUUUUACAAAACAUUGUUAUUCCUGACGAUUGCUUCAAUUGGUGCGCUAAAUCGAAAAGUGCGUGCAAGGAAAUUAUUCAGUUAUUAUUGCAUAAAAAGAUCGAGCUUGACAACUUAAUGAAACAUUAUGCACUUGCAAACGGGGAUCGUUUUCCUACUGCUGCUACUACUGCUUCUAGUGUACCAUUAUAUUUUAAGAUGUUUAUAGUAGAUUUAGGAGCGACUAGUGUAGAUAAUGUUAUUAGUAAUACUUAUAAGGAUAUUUUGUACAUUAUUAACGAUGCCAUUUGUACAGCUGCCGAAUAUGCAAACUGUAAUGCAUUGCAAAUAUUUAUUGAUAUUUGUAAAGAAUCCAAUAUUAACUAUGAGUUUAGCCCACGUCAAGACGCUCGCCAUAAAAAAAUCUAUGAGUGGCUACUGAACAACAUUCAAAUUGGCACACAAGAUAAGAAUGCCCUUCUUGGUUGGAGAUGUGGUCCUGAUAGUGGCAUUUGGCCCUCAACGCUGCUAAGCGAUUACGAAAAAACAUU